GUCAGUGUAGACAAUCCUGAGCUAGAAGGAACAAAGGCCUGACUCAGUAUUGGGCAGUUCCCUAUAUUCUGAGGAUGGGGUUAUAGCUCAUUCCAAGCUCCCUGCCUGAAACCUCUCCCUGGCCGGCAUCUCCCAGUCAGUGCAAAGAAUAUUAAGCUUGCUGAGCCAAAAACGGUCUGAUUUUGUAGAAGCCGCUCCUUCCCUCCUCCCUCCCCCCGAAGCCCUGCAGGGCAGACCCGCCUGAAGUCGCACAUCCAAGUCCCAGGAGGGCUCUCUCUCCACGCGGGGAACCCUCCGAGGCAGGCUCCUCCGAGGCAGGCUCUCACGGCUGCCGCAGAAGCACGAGACGCGCCUCCGGCCAGGCGGUCCCUGGCCCCGGGCCGAGCGAGCCGGCGAGCGGACGAAUAACGAGGCUGGGGGAGGCAGGCAGGCAGGCAGCCUGGGCGGGAGGAGGAGGAGGAGUCCGCCUGCCUGGGGAGGCUCGCUUCUCCCUAUAAAGCUGGGGCCGGCGGCCGGACUGCGGGAGCUGCAUUUCUCCUGCUGCAGCGGCGGCCCCAGCAGCAGCCUCUUGGCAACUUGCGUCCCUCGCCCGCGCCGAUGCUCACCGGUGGGGCUCCUCGGGAGGAGGGAAAUCCGUCACGUGGAGCGAGGCGGAGGAGAGGCAAGGCAGGCGAUUAGCAUUCCAGCGACAGCUGGCGAAGGAGCCACUCGGCACUACCAGGAGGAGGAGUCCCUGCCCAGCCCGGCGGUGCCCGCGGGGCUCCCCCAGUCCGGGCUGCGCGGCAUCCCUGCCUUGCGUGGCUCUCGCCAAAGCGCCGCCGCCGCCUGGGGACUGGCUGGGCAGAAGCGCCGCGGCCGCCGCCGAGGGAUGGGGCUCCAGGAGCUGUCCGUGGUGCUGAUCAUCGCCGCGGGACUCAUCCACGGUAAGCCGCUGGCGCUGCUCGGCGACGAGGCGCUGGGAACUGUCCGUGGUGCUGAUCGGGGCUCGCCUCCCUCUUGGAGUUGGGCUCGCCUGCUCCGCGGUACUCCCCACCGAACCACCCGGCGCCCAGAUAGGUGUCAACAGACAGAGCCCACCUCCUGCCAUAGUGGGGGUGGUCCAGCCGCGGACUGGAUAGGAAGGCGAGGGUGCCUCUGAGCAUGGGAAGAGUACCUCUCCACCAUCCUCCCCACUGUCCAGGUCCACACGUUUGGUGGUCUUUGCGGGGAGGAGGAAUAGCAAACCAGAGCGUGUUAAGUCCCGAACCGGGAGGAUUGCUCCAUGGACGAUUGUGCAGAUCUGACAUUUCUGUUUCUGAGUAGGCGUCACAGCGACUAACAAACAAUAAAGCCAGGCAUUAAAAAGAACAACAAUAAAACUCUGAUUGUCACUGCGAGUUUCCUCCUCGCCUGCAGUGCUCGGGACUUGCCUCUUGAACCAGCUUCUCCCUGUAAGACUGCAAUUGGGCUCACCUGUGCAUUAUAGAGCAUUCAAAAUGCCCCAAAGGAGGUCCAGUGAGCUUCAGCUGGGAGGGAUUUCGGAUAUCCACUUCUCUCAGUUCAGCCUGGAGCUCAGAGUGUCCCUGCAAGGAGAGUACCAGAGGAAACUCUACAAAGAACUCCUGAAGAAUUACAACCCACUGGAAAGGCCUGUGGCCAAUGACUCCCAGCCGCUCACUGUGUCGUUCAGUCUCAGCCUCAUGCAAAUCAUGGAUGUGGAUGAAAAGAAUCAAGUUUUGACCACCAAUAUUUGGCUCCAGAUGUAUUGGAGAGACUACUAUUUGCAAUGGAACAUGUCUGAAUAUCCUGGAGUGAAGAAUGUACGUUUUCCUGAUGCCCAGAUAUGGAAGCCAGAUAUCCUCCUAUACAACAGUGCUGAUGAGCGUUUUGAUGCUACAUUCCAUACCAACGUGUUGGUGAACUCUUCAGGGCACUGUCAGUAUAUCCCUCCAGGAAUAUUCAAGAGUUCUUGCUCCAUCGAUGUGCGCUGGUUCCCCUUUGAUGUCCAGAAAUGUACAUUGAAGUUUGGAUCCUGGACUUAUGGGGGAUGGUCUUUGGAUUUACAAAUGCAAGAUGCAGAAAUAGGUGGAUAUAUUUCAAAUGGAGAGUGGGAUUUAGUAGGAGUUCCUGGGAAAAGGACAGAGUCUUUCUAUGACUGCUGUAAAGACGAGCCUUAUCCAGACGUGACCUUUACUGUGACGAUGCGGCGGAGGACUCUCUAUUAUGGACUCAAUCUUCUUAUUCCCUGUGUGUUGAUCUCUGCCCUAGCCCUUCUGGUUUUUUUGCUUCCAGCGGACUCUGGGGAGAAAAUUUCACUAGGGAUAACAGUUUUAUUGUCCCUCACUGUCUUUAUGCUCCUGGUGGCAGAGAUUAUGCCAGCAACAUCCGAUUCAGUGCCACUAAUAGCGCAGUAUUUUGCCAGCACCAUGAUUAUCGUUGGCCUCUCAGUUGUUGUCACCGUCAUUGUUCUGCAGUAUCACCACCAUGAUCCAGAUGGGGGGAAAAUGCCAAAAUGGACGAGAAUCAUCCUUCUCAAUUGGUGUGCCUGGUUCCUGAGGAUGAAGAGACCAGGAGAGGAUAAAGUCCGCCCAGCAUGUCAACACAAACAGCGUCGGUGCAGCUUGUCAAGUGUUGAGAUGAACACCAUCAGCGGACAACAAUCCAGCAAUGGAAAUAUGCUCUAUAUUGGCUUCCGAGGUCUGGAAGGGGUCCAUUGCACUCCUACCACUGAUUCUGGAGUGAUCUGUGGGAGAAUGACUUGUUCCCCGACAGACGAUGACAACCUCCUUCACAGCGGACAUCCUUCCGAAACUGACCCAGAACUGUCCAAGAUCCUGGAGGAAGUCCGAUACAUUGCCAACCGAUUCAGAGACCAGGACGAGGCAGAAGCCAUCUGCAAUGAGUGGAAGUUUGCCGCUUCGGUCGUGGACCGCCUAUGUUUGAUGGCCUUCUCUGUCUUCACCAUCAUUUGUACAAUUGGUAUUUUAAUGUCUGCACCCAAUUUUGUAGAGGCUGUUUCAAAAGAUUUUGCUUGACCUGCACUCAUGGACUCAUCAGCCAUCUAUCAACAUAUAUUAUGUAGCAAUAGCCUAUCCCAUGCACUUUGCUUUUACAGGCUGUGUGGAUGCAGCUUUUGCGGGGGUACAGUAUAAGGAAAGGACAGUCUAAUCAUUAAUGGCCUUGGCAGUUCCCAGGGCUGCAUAUUUACUGCACCAAUCCACACACACCCCCAUGCACCCACCAGAUUUGGUGUCCAGAAUAAAUUAUUUACAUUAAAUCUA
Molecule: messenger RNA, 3260 nt
Organism: Hemicordylus capensis (graceful crag lizard)
Lineage: Eukaryota; Metazoa; Chordata; Lepidosauria; Squamata; Cordylidae
Gene: CHRNA7
Product: CHRNA7 (exons 5-10) and FAM7A (exons A-E) fusion
Exons: 10
Coding region: 1476-3014 (512 amino acids)
Biological process (GO): regulation of membrane potential; nervous system process; chemical synaptic transmission
Cellular component (GO): postsynaptic membrane; neuron projection; synapse
Molecular function (GO): transmembrane signaling receptor activity; acetylcholine-gated monoatomic cation-selective channel activity
Source: RefSeq, a predicted model, not a curated record